GGGUGACGAGGGAGUCCCGGAACGGGAGGACGUGCCUAAGGUUUAUCCAGGCACUGGGGAGAGGUUGGAGGACUGGCGGAGGCGAGCAGGCAAGGGAGCUGCAAAGGAGGGGUCUUCCAAGAGGAAGGAAGGAGGGAGUGAUUCGGCUGCCACCCCAGCAGGGAAGAGGCUUCGGCUGCAGAAGGUGACUGAUGUCUACGGUGGCGAGUGGGUUUGCCCGCCACAAGAAGGCAUUCCUUCGCUGGUUGUAUUCCAGCGGGGUCUCCUUCAAUACCUUCCGCAACCACGUGUGGACGGCAUAUCAGCAGGUGCUUCUUGAGCAGCCUUGCAGUUCCCCGCGCGCAGUGCUGCCCAACCACUGCGAGAUUGCGAGUAUGAGGGCGGUGGAGACCCACCGUGCGGAGUUGGCGGAGGAGUUGGAGGAGGUGAGGCAGCCAUUCUGGGUGACUUGUGCCACCCUCCUCUCCGAUGGGAGGAAAUCACGAGACUGGAGACCGAUCGUGAAUUUCCUUGCUGCUGGCUCUCGAGGGGUCGUCGUGUACACGACGAUCAAUCGAGAGGGCGAGCCAAGCGAUGCAGUGCACGUCCUUCAUAGAUGGGUUACCAUCUUCCACGAGUUCAGCUUUGGCGGGCCGCAGCGGAUCAAUGCGAUAUGCACUGACUCCGCUUCUGCCUAUGUGGGGGCUGCGAGGGCAUUGAUGUCGCCGUCCAUGCCUCCUGCACUGAGGAGGAUCACUUGUCUCCCGUGCUCCGUCCAUGUCUGCAACAAAUUGUUGUCAGACAUGGGGACGAGUUGCGACGCGUUUGUUGACGCGAUCACACGCGCUCGUGUGCUGGUGGUGUUUUUCAAAACCCACCAGGCCGCCCUUCAUUUUUUUAGGACGCGCAGCCCCGAGAAGGGGCUUAUUCUUUCUUGCGAGACGCGGUUCGCGUCUGUUUACUCCAUGCUGGAGAGGCUGUUGGCCCUGCAGGACACUUUGCAGGACAUGAUGCGAGGGGACGACGCGCGGGCUUUUGCUUCCAUCCCGUGGUCCGCCGAUGUGUGCGUCAUGGCGCGGUGGGUGCGCCGACAGAUCAGAUGGGAUCCAUGGUGGCAGAGGGUGGCCACCAUCGUCCAUAUCAUGCAGCCCGUCAUGGAGUUGCUUAGGAGGAUGGAUCGUGGAGGACAGUACAUGUCCCUCAUGAUCGAGUGGACGCAGGAUCUUGUCCGCCGUGUCACGGUCGCAUGCGCCCCUUUGGGGACGUCGUUCGCCGACCGGAUCAUCAGGCGUGUGCAGGCUCGCAUACAGCACAUGCUUGAGCCGGCCCACUGCGCAGGGUUCUUACUGAACCCCCGCAGGCGACACGUUCGCUACUCUUCGGGGCAGGUGGAGAGGUACGAUGCUUGGCUUGUGGGGCAAGCCAAGAGGUACAUUUUGACGCACACGGGAUUCAAGCUGGAGGGUGCGGAGUACAUCCUUGCACGUCGGCAGUUUGAGGACUUCCACAUUCAGCAGGGCAGGUUCGGGGAUUGGGGCGGUCAAAGGGGCGUGCUCGUGGGCGCGCGUGCAGUGGCGAUAGCGAGACGAUUGAGUGCGCGUCUUGGUGGUCUCAGUUCGGCGGAGAGAAACUGGGCAGUCCACGAGGGCAUUCACACGAAGAAGCGCAACCAGUUGGCCUUCGAGAAGGUCGUGCAACUCGUUGAGAUCACCGCAAAUGUGCGGUUGACUGAGUAUCGGCGGGCUGCAUGCGGUUAUGUGCUGCCAUGGCAGCGGGACGAGGGCAUGUUGGUCUGCCAGGCAGGACUCCAGUUGGAGCCUGUGCGCACGGGAACUCGCAGGGGGAUGACGGACGAGGAGAUUGCCCGUCAGGUUGCACUUAUUACCCGGGAUCCCAUCGGGGCGUCCGCACCACCCUCGGCUGAUGCCGUUUUCGAUAGACGUGCUUGCAUUGUUCGUCCCUACCCCAGGGACGACGACUCAGACGAGGAGCCGAUACCUGAGGCGGCAAAUGACCCUGCGCUCCGCAUUCCCCGGGAGAUCGACGAGACGCACGAGGAUCCCGGCUCCGAGGACACGAGGACACAGACUGCACGACGGGCGGCGGACCGGGCGGAGAGCGAGAUGCUAGGGGGAGACGAGGACUUUUGGGGCCCAUUCGGUGAGGUCGCUUCCACGGGCGGCCCAGAGGCGCAGGCGACGACCCCCACUUCGACGAGGCGGGAUUCGUCCAUGCCGCCCCCUCCUGCUCCGAGUCCUGCACCACGAUCGCCCGUCCCGCCACUUUAGUUACGAUCACCUUCCCCGAGGAUAAGGCAGGAGGAGGGGGUACAUUCGGCAGCAGCAGUGGAGAGUUCAAUGGCACCAGCGGCUAUGUCGGACGCGACGAUCGCGGCCGCAGGGGAGGAGAUAGCAACAGCAGCAGCAGCAGCAGUGCUAGAGGAGAUGGCAGCAUCAGUGCUGGCGGAGGAUCCUCCAACGGCAGGAGGAGGUGCAGCAGUGGAGGGCUACAGUCCGGUCGAGGGACUGUCCCGCAGAUUCUCAUCGUUGGCUGUGAUUUCGAAUUCCGAUGUGCACGUGGUUGGGCGCCUUCUGCAGGCGCCCACUUCGGCAGCCUCGCCAUCUCCUCAGGAGGUAUCACCGCUCUUGAUCGACAACUCGGUACGGUUCGUUGCUUCACAUCCAUCCCCGACACAGGAUUGUCAGUCUGUAAUCGCGAACCUGGUGGUUUCGCCUCAGAAAUGGCUGUACUAUGUCCUCGAGCAGACCUGCUCAAACAGCAGCUCAAACAGCAGCUCAAACAGCAGCUCAAACAGCAGCUCAAACAGCAGCGUUACGUCGAUCAGAAAGGCCAAUUUGUCGAGAGCGCACCUGCGAUUGAACUCGGCAGACGACGAAUCAACAUUAUUAACGUACUUGUGGUCUUACGACCAGCGGAAUGGGUCGAGAAUUGCAGAGCGCCCGAAUUCGACGGCUUCCGUGAUGGGGAUGGCCCUUUCGAAAGAUGGUUCCCAUCUCAUCUUGAGCGUAACCUACCCUUUCUCCGAUUCUAAUUCUGCUAUGUCCUUCCGCAAUGGCAGCAUCACGUCCUUGUCUGUUUCUGACUCCUCCCGUCUUUCUUCCUCCUCGCUUUCCUUUCAGGAUAUUACCAAAAUCGGUUUGGACCCUUCCGGAGAGCGUCUGGUUUAUGGUACGGACGGUCGCGGGGGACUCCAAUAUAUUCAGGUCGAUGGCUCGGGACUUCCGUUCGAUGUACCGAACCUGGCUUGGGAUACUGCGCGUAGGUACAUAGAUCAAAAUCACGUUGAUGACGCCAUAUUCCAAUCUCAAAGCUUUGUGAACAGUAACAACAGUUGCCUUUAUUUUUCGCAGACAGAUGCGAAGCAGCUGCUCGGGUUUCACCAGAAUAUCGUGGGAACCGGACCCGCAGUGCUAUGGACCUUCCCAAUUAAAACGGAACGUACGGAUGAUUUUGUCGUCACUCGAGACGGGUGUCAUCUCUUUUUUACCCUAGGGUUUCGUCUAUAUAGUGCGGACGUCCGCACACGAUGCUCUCAGGUAGGAAGUGGGAUGUAUGAGAUGGGGUACCGACGGGGAAGACUUACGGGACUGGCAUUGAUGGAGAAUGAAGUGGGGGAGGACGCAUACUUAUACAUGGGCUCUGAGGACGGGAACCUUUUUGAAGUGCAGUUGAACAGGUCCGGCAGAGGCUGUGUAUUAGAAGCGGAACAAAUCAAUUCCCCUGUUCCCGCUCCAGCUGGAUCUGGCAUCACUGUUCUGGUAACAACUGUGGUGGCUGUCACAGUGGUCGCCAUGGUAAUCAUUGCCAGCUUGAUUUGCCUAUGGAGGAGAGCGCGCCGCCGACCAGCUGGUCCGGAACGUGCCCUGGAAGUCGGUGAGCAAGCAAAGUCAUCUUCACCGGAAGAUGAGGCGUUGGACGUGUGGGGAAUUAAGCCGUCGCGGGUCAAGCAGUUCGCUUUCAGAGUCCUGUCGGAAUGUACGGACAGAUUCAGCGAGGGUCGAAGAAUUGGGGAGAAGGGAGCGUUUGGGAAGGUUUGCAGAGGCUCGCUCGACGGCGAGGAGGUCGCGAUGAAGGUGAUGACGGGUGAGCUAACGGACACCAAACGGAGCCAGUUUGUCGCCGAAGUGAACACCCUCAGCGGGCUCAAUCAUGCGAACCUCGUACGACUAAGUCGGGUUGCGAAGGGGCUUGGCUACCUUCACGACGCCGCCAGGCCCCCCAUUAUCCAUCGGGACGUCAAGAGCAGCAACAUUCUGCUCGGCGAGGGAUCUGGAGAGAAGCUUCACGUCGUCGUAGCGGAUUUCAGAAUAGCAGCCAUCGGGGAGAGAGUAUUGGGCACAGGGCAUGACCACGUCGUGCUGACCUCUCACAUUGGGGGCACUUUCGGGUAUAUGUCGCCCGAGUACAUGCUGAGAGGAGAGCUGUCCGAAAAGAACGAUGUGUACUCUUACGGGGUAGUCAUUCUGGAGCUGUUGACGGGCAGGAAGGUGGUCGCGCCGGCUCCUUCCGGGCUGGGAUGGCAGACGCUCGUCGAGUGGGUAAAGCCUUUCCUUCGAGGGGCAGUCGUCCAGAGCGAGAGUAUGGAGAUGCCGUACCUGAUACUUGAUCCGUGCUUGUGGGAUUUGGUGGCUGGAGAUUCGAUGACGAAGAAUAUGGUGAUGAACACAUUCCGACUGGCUUGGGAAUGCGUCCAAGAGGAGUAUGGGUCCAGACCAGCCAUGAGAGAAAUCAUUCAGCGCAUGCACAAUAUGUUCCUGGACGUGGGUUGGGAUGGCCUGACGGGGCCUUGUGUGACUGCAAUAGAGUAGCAGAUUUUGUGAUUUCGCGAAAAAGACCCCUAGUGUGCGGAUGCCCUAACUCUAGACGACCCAACUUUAGAAAUACACCACAAUAACUUUUCUUGCAGUAGAGUCACAAAAAAGAGAUAUAAUGGCACUAUGGGGCAAGAUAAAGUUUGCAAUUGUGC
Chara braunii is the source of this 4966-nucleotide messenger RNA. The record is from the annotation of a GenBank genome assembly. Lineage: Eukaryota; Viridiplantae; Streptophyta; Charophyceae; Charales; Characeae.